This is a messenger RNA of Microbotryum saponariae, 921 nucleotides long. The record is from the annotation of a GenBank genome assembly. Lineage: Eukaryota; Fungi; Basidiomycota; Microbotryomycetes; Microbotryales; Microbotryaceae.
AUGAAAGGCGGCCAAGACACCCACGCGCCUAGCGAAGUGUACACCUAUACAGAAACACAGGUUUGAGUAUUCUCAGCUGAAGUAUCUGGCCAGUGAACUGCUUCCCUAUCUUGUGGGAUCACACCUUGACUAACUUUGUCUUGCCUCCUAAACCCAGGUGCGCAGCCGUGGACUGCGCCGUCGGCGGGAUCUACCUCACCACUGAUGGUGAGCACUUCUUCUUCUGGCUCUGGGGGCUUAGUAAGCUCGAAUAAUCUGAUGACCAAUGCCCUGAUGUGUCUCUGCCAUUGCUUUUCUCUCUGCUGCAGGCAAACAAUGCCUCACCUGCACGGACCCCUUCGCCGAGACCUGCAACAGUACUACGACCUUUACCUGCGGGACCAACUUCAAUCUCGUCGACGGUAAAUGCGUUUAUGGCAACCCUUACGGGCAGAUCCAAGGUUAUGGCUUGUCCAAGCCCUACCUACCCAAGCAGCAGCCCUUCAGGGGAUUCCAACCCGAUGACCUUGACCCCCAAAACUGCGUACGCGUCCAGAAACAGGCUCGGGGUGGGUCUUGAAACCUUACGUGAUCCGUCCAUGUCAUCCUACUGAUCGCCUUCAGCUUCUACUUGCCUCAGUAAUCUACUACACUGGCAAUGCGGAUGGCGCCAAAAAAUGUACCGGGCAGAACGGCCCUCUGUGUUGCAAAACCAUCCUGGUCGCCUUAACCAGUACACCAAAAGUGAAGGCACCUUCAAGAGAUGCAUGCGCCGAAUCCUCUUUCAACACUCUGGACCAGAAUUUGGUCAAAACCGCCGACGAGACUGCGAUGGUGUUGCUCCCAGGGAACUGCUCUGAGCUUUCGAAGAGUGCAUUCGUCGCCGCCAACAAAGCCGCCUGUAAACAGGUCUACAUUGGCCGCCUCAAGAUUCCUACUUGA